AACUCUGGACGCAAUGUUGUUUUUGAGAAUAAAGACGAAAUUUGCCCAUUUGAGUCUGUUUUAAGCGUUUUAUCCCCCGAUUUUCGUCGAGACUUUGUCACCAACUCCAAAACCAAAAUCCCCAAGUUUGAAAAUGGGCAUCAAAGACCUGUGGACGCUUCUGGCCCCUUUCGGGGAGCGUAAGCCCCUCUACGAGCUGCAGGGCAAGACCGUGGCCAUCGACUUGUCGUGCUGGGUGUGCGAGUCGCAAAACGUGACCGAAUACACGGUGCAACCCCGCAUGUACUUGAGAAAUUUGUAUUUCCGCACUUGUUACUUGCUCCUAAUGGACGUAAAUGUGGUGUUUGUGCUCGAGGGGCGCGCCCCCGAGCUCAAAUACAAGACGAUCGCCGCCCGCAAUGCCCUGCAGUUCAAAGGGGCGAAGCCCAAAAAUGGGGCCAAGACCAAGGACAGGUCGAGGUUUAAUCACACGUUGAAACGGUGCGAGGAGAUGUUGAGUUUGUUGGGGCUUGCGUGUGUGACUGGGGAGGGCGAGGCCGAGGCUUUGUGCGCACAAUUGAAUGAAACUGGGCUCGUCGAUGGGAUUAUUAGUCAGGAUUCGGAUUGUUUCGCGUAUGGGGCACGUGUCGUUUAUCGCAAUUUUUCCAUCUCGCAGCAGGGCAAUCAGGCGGCCAAAGGGGGCUCUGUGGACGUUUAUGACAUCAGUGUGGCCAAUGAGCGACUGAAUUUUGGCAGGAAUAAGAUCAUUGCCUUGGCGCUCCUUUGUGGCAGUGACUAUAGCGACGGAGUCCACGGAAUUGGCAAAGAUUCAGUCGUGAAAUUCUUCAAUUUAGUAAAAGACGAUGAAAUUUUGCAACGCUUAAGAUCGUGGCGUCACGCCUCGAUUUACGACGACUUGGAGGCAAAAAUUUGCGACAAAAAUCGAUGCACGUCUUGUGGUCAUUCAGGCAAAGUGCAAGCGCAUGCAAAAAAGGGCUGCAUUGUGUGCAAGACAAACCAAGGCUGCGGUUCUAGUUACAAAAACGAAAGACUUGAAAUUAAAAAUGAGCUAAAUAUGAGGAGCAAAGCUUUGCUUGACCCCAACUUCCCCGACGAGAAUUUAAUUAAUGAAUUCCUGGGCCAGAAAAGCACAGUUUCGGAGCUAGACCUGAGAUGGCGUAAGCCCGAUUUGGCCAAUUUCAUAAAAUUUACAGUUAAAUACCUGACUUGGGAGGAGAUUUACGGUUUUGAAAAGUUCUUCCCGAUUUUAACCAGAUGGCAAUUGUUACAUUACGACCAAAUCAACGACAAGACGCAAGGAAUUGUUUCCCCAAAAUUUAUCAAGAAACGACGGACUUUAAAAGGAAUCGCUAGUUAUGAGAUAGUUUGGGAAGACAAGGGUUGUUUUAGUGACUUGAUCCCUGAAGAACAGUUGGAACAAUUCGGCGAUUUGGAAAAGUUGUGGUCAACCGUGGAGCCCCAAAACCUGGUCGAAAGGGCCUUCCCUCACUUGGUGCAAGAGUUUGAAUCAAAAAAGCCCAAACCUAAGGCUAGGAAAAAGAAAUGUGCAGUUGAUGAAAUUGACGGUUUGUUGCAAAACAUUUCAAUCACUAUGAAAUCACCGGUGAAGAAGAAAACUAGGAAAAAUCAACCACACACUUUGGAGUCGUUCGUGUGCAAGGUUUCGACUCCUAGAAAGGGGGCCCCUGAGGUGUCUUUCGACCUCGACCAGUCGAAUUUUGGCGACGAGGAUGACUUAGAGGUGUCUGACAUUGUCGACGACAUCAUCAAGCGGGACUUGCCCACUUAUGUGCCCCAGAAGUUGGCAGAAUGUAGCUUUUUUGUGAGUGAGAUGAUUGAAAACGAUUUAUUUGAAAAGACGUUUGGGGGUUACUUUAGCAGCGAUACUGACUCGAAUACUGUUGGUUAAUAAACGAUCUAGACAGCAGU
Tribolium castaneum (red flour beetle) is the source of this 1929-nucleotide messenger RNA. It is a transcript of the gene Gen, whose product is annotated as XPG-like endonuclease. The record is from RefSeq and is a predicted model, not a curated record. Gene Ontology annotation, molecular function: four-way junction DNA binding; 5'-flap endonuclease activity. The transcript is spliced from 7 exons. Lineage: Eukaryota; Metazoa; Arthropoda; Insecta; Coleoptera; Tenebrionidae. The coding region runs from base 134 to 1909 and encodes 591 amino acids.